Colletotrichum phormii is the source of this 1461-nucleotide messenger RNA. RefSeq lists its product as uncharacterized. The transcript has 6 exons. NCBI's taxonomy places the organism in Eukaryota, Fungi, Ascomycota, Sordariomycetes, Glomerellales, Glomerellaceae. Gene Ontology annotation, molecular function: NADP binding; flavin adenine dinucleotide binding; N,N-dimethylaniline monooxygenase activity. The record is from RefSeq and is a predicted model, not a curated record. Bases 1 to 1461 code for a protein of 486 amino acids.
AUGGGCGGUGGACGGAAAAUCAAGUCUGUUGCCAUCAUUGGCGCGGGCGCUGCAGGUGCUGUUACUGCUGCAGCUUUCAAGGCCGAAGACUACUUCGAAAAGAUCCGGGUGUUCGAAAGAAGAGAGUCUGCUGGAGGAACAUGGAUCUACGACCCGAGCCCGUCUGAGCUGCCUCCGCUCCAGCCCGGACUUCUCCCGCCCGAAGUUGAUCCCGCAGUGGAGAUUCCGGGCGAGCUUCCUCAGGUCAAGCCUCACAGCCAGCGAGAACGCUACUCACAGACUCCCAUUUACCAUUCUUUAACCACCAAUGUCCCGGACAUUGCAAUGUCAUUUUCGGAUUCUAGGUUCGCCUAUGGGCCCUUUGCGCCGCACUGGAUUCCACGACAAUGCAUUGAGAAUUAUUUCUCUUUGCACAAAACUGACUCCAUUCUGGUGCUAAAUACGACAGUCGAAGACGUGACGAGGAUUCCCGCCAAGGAUAGACCAGAGCAGUGGAGGUUGACUCUGCGCAAGUUCGAUGCCGCUCGCAACGUCGAUAUUUGGUGGCAGGAGGUAUUCGAUGCCGUCGUUUUCGCCAACGGCCAUUACUCAGUACCAUACGUGCCUCACGUCAAGGGCCUAGACGAGUACAUCGAGAAGUUCCCUGGCCGAGUCGUACAUUCCAAAACCUACCGCAGCCCCCAGUCCUAUACUGGAAAGAGAAUCAUCACCAUCGGCAACUCCGCAUCUGGCCAUGACGUGGCGGAGGAGUUGGUACAGACAGUUCGUACCCCGGUUUAUCAGUCCCGGCGGUCCAAGUCCCGCUGGGAUGGCGAAGAGCCGCCUAAUGGUAUCGCCUGGAAGCCUAUCAUCAAGGAGUUCCGCAUCGACGGACGCGUCAUUUUUGAAGACGACUCAUAUCUCGAUGAUGUCGAUCACAUCAUCUACUGCACGGGCUACAAACCAUCGUACCCAUUCUGGAAUUCGGAAGCCAACGGCGGACGGGCUUUGUACGACUACAAGAACGGAAAGCUGAUCAAGACAUUUUGGCACACCUUCUUCCAGGACUUCCAGACAUUGGGUAUCGUUGGUAUGCCGAGAGUCUUGACGUUUAGGAGUUUCGAGUACCAGGCCAUCGCACUGGCACGAGUGUUUUCUGGAAGAGAGUCUGUUGCAUUGCCACCUGUUGAGGAACAGGGGCGCUGGGAGAGGGAGAGGGAAGAGCUUGUAAAGAAGGAGGGAAGAAAAUUCCAUGACAUUGCCUGGGAAACUGGUGAAACUUUUGAGUGGCUCAACUGGCUGUUCCGUGUCGCUGGUCUUCCGACGCUCAAGGGCAAGGGGCGGACGCCGCCUGUACUUUCAGACGAGCUGAUCUGGGCGGUCGAGCACAUCAGAAAGUAUCCCGAGCCUGACAACCCAGAACAUAAAGGGAAUUGGAAGCUGGCGCAAAGACCGAAGAAAGAUCUACUGGAGUUUAUUUGA